GAGAAAAGGAAAAUAUAAACCAGUUAUAUGCGUGAAGUGUGGGAGUGGGUCUCUUACAAAUUUCCCGCUCAUUUUCAAAGACUGACUUUUUUCUUCGUUUGUGCCCUAACUCUGACUGCCUUGGCUAGGGUUCAGUCAAACCGAUCUUUCUGCUUCUCUCUGAUGCGUUCCACCUACUCCUACUGAUCUCUGACACAAAUGUCUGCUUCCAUGGAGAUCACUCUGCAAAACCCACAAGAUACCCAAAUGUGUGAACUAAACGGAGUCGUCCCAGAAUCAGCCGUCUGUCCUUCCACUCUCCCCCAGGAAAAAUUUCUUGUUUCAGUUGAAGUCUGUUUAAAGACCUCGUGCACAGCUCGGAUAGAAGAUGUUCGUUUGGCCGUGGAGAAAAUGCUUGAGAAGAGGAGCUUAAGCUAUGUAGAUGGACCCAUUCCAGUGCCUCUUGACAACAAUUUUCUCACAGAUAAUGUGGAAAGGAUCCAAAUUUGUGACACAGAUGAAUGGGUGCAGAAUAAUGACAUACUUUUGUUCUGGCAAGUCACGCCUGACGUACAUGUUUUUCAGCUUAAUGAGGAAGGACCAUCUGAGGAUUUAAGUGGGGAUGGACAACCUUCUACCUUCAACGAAUGGAGUCUUCCCGCAAAGGAAUUUGAUGGCAUGUGGGAAAGCUUAAUUUAUGAACCUGGUCUCAAGAAAAGGCUACUGAGGUAUGCCGCAAGUGCAUUGCUCUUUACCGAAAAGGGUGUGGAUCCAUUUCUUGUUUCAUGGAAUCGUGUUGUCCUUUUACAUGGACCUCCAGGGACUGGUAAAACUUCGUUAUGUAAAGCACUUGCUCAAAAGUUGUCCAUACGUUUUAAUUCCAGAUACUCACAGUCCCAAUUAGUUGAAGUGAAUGCACAUUCUUUGUUCAGUAAAUGGUUUUCUGAGAGUGGCAAGCUGGUUGCAAGGCUUUUUGAGAAAAUUCAAGAAAUGGUAGAGGAAGAAAACAAUCUGGUAUUUGUUUUGAUUGAUGAAGUCGAGAGUCUUGCUGCUGCUAGAAAGGCUGCUUUGUCUGGUUCUGAACCUUCAGAUUCUAUUCGGGUUGUGAAUGCACUGCUAACUCAGAUUGACAAGCUGAAAUCAUUCCCAAAUGUGAUCAUUUUGACUACAUCUAAUAUUACUGCUGCUAUUGACAUUGCGUUUAUUGAUCGGGCUGAUAUAAAAGCAUAUGUUGGUCCCCCAACACUUCAAGCUCGUUACGAAAUUCUGAGAAGCUGCUUGGAGGAACUUAUUAGGACUAGAAUAUUAUCGAGCUUCAAGGAUUGCGAUCAAUUUAUGCUUCCAAACUAUACUAGUUUGAAGGAGAAAUUGAAUACGGCAGAGGGCCAAGAAGCUGAAACACUGCAGUUGUGCAAACAUAUGCUUGAAGCUGCAGAAGCAUGCGAGGGAUUGAGCGGACGAUCCCUAAGAAAGCUCCCUUUUUUAGCACAUGCAGCUCUUUCAAAUCCUUACAGUUGUGACCCCAGCAAAUUUUUGCGUACAAUGAUUGAAACUGCAGCCAGGGAACGUUCUGAGAUUGCUGACUGAUUUUUGUAAAUAAUGUAUUUUCAUGUGCGGCUAGUGACUGAAUUGCAGCCUAUUGUGCAAGUCAGUUGUAAUAGUGAUAUGACAUUUGCAAGAUGAAAACACUUGUAAUAAAGAAAAUGAGAGAAAGAAGUUGCAAUCUGAUUACAACCAUUUUUUAUUACAUUGCUUGGGGGAAAACCUUGCGCCAUUACAGAGUUGUUCCUUGCUGUUGACAUAUUAAAAAACUUCAUUUAACCUAAACAAAGAUUGGUGUACAACUAAAAUGACUAGUUGAGUUCAGCCAAAGAAAAAAAACAGGAAGUAAUUAUUAAAAUAAAAGUUAAACAGCAGAUUUGCUCUCCACAGAGCCAAAAAGAUCGCAAAUGUCGCGAUGUUUGCGUAUAUGAUGGGGGCACUUGAAUAGCAAAUCUUUUGCCUCCGAGUGUCUACCCUCCUGAAAAAAUGACUUGAAAACAUGAAGAUAAGCUGAUGAAGUUGGAUAUUCUUUCACACUCAGAGCCUUCAAAAAUUCAUAAGCAUCCUCAACAGUCCCAAACUUUGAGAUGUAUUGAAUGAAAGGUUCAGGGUAAGGAGGGUAUUUUUGUUUCUUCAUCAAACGAAGAAGGUCCAAUGCUGCUUCAAAUUUCCUGGCACCUAAAAGCUUUUCAAUGACAUUUUUGUAUGUAGCUUGCCAAGGUCUUAAACGACCUUUAUCCACCAUCUCAACCAGCAAAUUAUAAGCACCCUCUAUCUUUUGCUGACUGAGAAAACCAUCUAAUAAUACAUCCAACAAAUCAGCAUCGGCCUCAACAUUCUUUUCUAUCAUAUUCGCGAAACAUAUAAAUGCCUUGCCAACUUCACCAGCAGCACAAUGCCCUUGAAUUAAAAUGGUCCAAGUCUUGAUAUCUGGAGUACAUCCAAGUUCUUCCAUAUCAACCAUAACCUUACAGGCAUCUUCAAAUCUCCCUGCCCUACAAUAUCCAAAGAUCAAUUGGCUAUAAGUGAGGUUGUCUGGUUCAUACCCUGCAUUUUUCAUAACUUUAAUUAUGUUUUCCGCUUCUUCGAACCUCCCUGAUUUUGUCAAAGACCUAUGAAUCCCAUCAUAAGCAGCCUUGGAAAGGGUGUGUCCCAUAGAUUCAUACUUUCUAGCAACUCUGAAAACCAAAUCCAAAUCUGGAUUUUCACUUGCUGCAAUGCUCUUCAACAGAAGGCUACAGUCCUGAAGCGAUGGCUUAUACGGGCCAUCCAUCAUAAACUCGUAAAGCUUCACAGCAUCCUCCAUCAUUUUAUUCUUCUGAAAUGCCCUUGAAAUCUUUAUGUAAUUGUCAAUAUCCAUUUCAUGGCCAGCUUUCUUCAUUUUCUCAACCACAAUCCAAAAUUCAUUAAUUGAAUCACUUCUACUAAGAACUCUCACAGCUGCAUUGUAAGUAAUUGUAUUGUGUUCAUAGCUUGGACUCUGGUCAACCCAUUGAAAAAAGCUCCAAGCUCUUGAUGGGCAAGACCUAAGUUCUUUAAGAACCCUUAUAACAAAGUUAUCUGAUAAAUCAACUAUGAGCUCUGCUAAUUUUUUCUCAACCUUGUCACCCCAUUCUUGCCCCAAAACAACACUAGCCACCUGUUUUACAACACCAUCCAUGGCAUUCUCUUUAAUCAUUCUGUUGUAAAAAUGGGUCAAAGCAGCAACAUCACUAGCCAUUUUUUCCUUUUUCAGUUGUGCUAGCAUUGUCAAAUAAGUUUCUUCAUCAAUAUAAUAGCCUUGUUCUUUCAUUUUCUUUAGAAUGACCCAAAACUGUUUCAUAUCUUUCUGAAGUAAAAUUCUAAGCAACAAGCUAUAAAUUGAAGAACUUGGUCUGAACCCAUCUUUCUCACAUACCCAGUUAAAGAAAUCUGAAGCUUUUCUUGGGUGUUUGCCCAGUUUCGUCAAAACAUAGAUAACUCUUUCAUAAUUCCAUCCGAGAUGCGAGUUAUCUAAUUCGUUCUCCAACUCAGUAGACCACUCGUUGGCUACAAUGAGGUCCACAACCGAGUCGGGUUUUGAAGAAAAGGGUAACCUUUGACGGGUGUAGAUAAAUUGAGAAGAAGAAUCCAAUUGAUUUUGAACAGAUGGAGAUAUGUGAGAAAACUGAAUAACCUGAGAAAAAGGUCCCCGAGUUGCGGUGCGAAUCUGAGUUGAGAUGUACGAGUUUGUGAGUCUGAGGCAGGUGAGUAUAGUCCUUGCUCGAUUCAUGGCUGCUUCGGAAACUCUCACACGGAAGAAGUCAAAAAGCUAUGAAGUUUUACAGAGACAAAUGCCACUUGCCCAUUUCAAGCUCUAGGGUUUAAGGUCUC
Messenger RNA from Cannabis sativa, 3873 nucleotides. Its product is annotated as pachytene checkpoint protein 2 homolog. The coding region runs from base 199 to 1566 and encodes 455 amino acids. Lineage: Eukaryota; Viridiplantae; Streptophyta; Magnoliopsida; Rosales; Cannabaceae. Gene Ontology annotation, cellular component: nucleus; chromosome. Gene Ontology annotation, biological process: reciprocal meiotic recombination; meiotic recombination checkpoint signaling. Gene Ontology annotation, molecular function: ATP binding; ATP hydrolysis activity. The transcript has 14 exons. The record is from RefSeq and is a predicted model, not a curated record.